AUGGUCGUGCGAUCCAUUCGGAAUCCUGUCCUGGCAGACCACGCAAGUCUGCGAGCGGACGGACGCACAAUCCCGAGUGUUUUGACCCCCCAUUUGGAUUCAUCUCUUGCACUUAUUCGCAAGACCUGUACCACGACCUCCACCACCUCCACGGCCAUGAGGCAGAAGCAGAUGGCACACGAGCAGUCCGCCGUUGACCAUGACCUCGUGUAUAUGCAGAGUCUCGGGUGCUGUUGCAGUUUGAGCCUGUUCUUUUCGUCCACACUGCAGCUACCGGAAUUGGAACAAUGUGCCGCUGGUCGAUCAAUACGAGGGUCAUUGACUCGCCGCCACCACCACAACCACCACCACCUCCUCUGCCUUUGA
This is a messenger RNA of Colletotrichum orchidophilum, 366 nucleotides long. RefSeq lists its product as uncharacterized. The transcript has a single exon. The record is from RefSeq and is a predicted model, not a curated record. NCBI's taxonomy places the organism in Eukaryota, Fungi, Ascomycota, Sordariomycetes, Glomerellales, Glomerellaceae. The coding region runs from base 1 to 366 and encodes 121 amino acids.